CGAUUAUUUGGUGUAGUGGCGCCCUCUAAUGGACAAGAGUAAGACAGGAAACAUUUUGCCACGGACUUUUGUAGUUAAUGUCUGCUGUGCAUACAAAUACAAAUAAUAUAUCAUUCAUUCCAUGGAUUUAAAACUUUCUGUGUUCAUAAAUGUCAACACGACGAUUAUAUUCUUCUCUGUUACUGUCUCACACCGGUGUAAAGGUCUGUUGUCAAUGACUGUCUAUGGGAUACGUGUGUGUAAAUAAAGUUUUAAUGAAAGUGAACGUCAUCACGUUUAAAAGUGAACGUCAUCACGUUUAAAAGUGAACGUCAUCACGUUUCAGACGCGAUCUCUUCUGUGACCCAAUCAGUGUUGAGCAGUGUUGCCCUGCGUCUGCGGUCUACUCUUGUUUACAAGCGAAAAUGGAGCGGAGCCCGGAGGAGGACGACCUGGGCCCGGAGGAGACGGCGGCGGCACUUCUCGCUCCGGUUCUGAUCCUUGGGUCUCCUCCGGAGCUCGGGCUCCAGGUGUGUGAAUUCUUCCGGCUGCAGGUGACCGUCCUGCGGCGGCGGAGGCAGCGGGAGAUGCUGGAGAGGGAGCGGCGGCGGCGGCAGUACCUGCGGAGGAGGAGAGCCUUCCUGCUGUCCUCCCUGGCGGCGGCGCUCAGCCUCCUGUCCAGCACCAGCAGACCGAUCUGGGUCCGGGACCGCAGCCGCGGGCAGAACCUGUGGGCCACGGCCGAAGCCUUCGACGACGAGGAGUUUAAGGCGCAGUUUCGCGUGUCCCGCUCGACCUUCGACUACCUGCUCGAACUGAUCGGCCGCGCGAUUAAACGCCGCAAGACGAACUACCGCGUCCCCAUCGAGCCGCGCCGCCGGCUGGCCAUCACCCUGUGGUGGCUGGCCCGCUCCGGGGAGUACCGCUCCAUCGCCGACAUGUUCGGCGUGGGCAUCGCCACGGUGUGUAACAUCGUGCGCCAGGUCGCCACGACCAUCGUGGAGCGGCUCUUCCACCGCUUCGUGUCGCUCCCGAGCGGCCAGCGGCUGGACGACACCAUCCAGGCCUUCAAGGACCGCUGCUACCCGCAGUGUGCCGGGGUCAUCGGCGGCAUUCACGUCCCCAUCGCUGCUCCGAGGGAAAACCCGGACCACUACAUCAACCGGAGCGGCUGGCACUCCGUCAUCCUGCAGGCGGUGGUGGACCACAACGCGUGCUUCACAGACGUGUACGCCGGCUGGCCUGGGAGCAGCAGCAGUGCCACGGUUCUGUCCAGUUCUGACCUGUACCUGAAGGCAGAGGACCGGCCCGACGGUUACCUGUUCCCUCGAGAGCGGUCGAUCCUGUCCGACGGCGUGGAGAUCCCCGUUCACCUGAUCGGCGACGCAUCGUUCCCUCUGAAGCCGUGGCUGAUGAAGGGCUACAGCAAAGAGCAGCAGCUCUCCCCCGAGCAGCGCCGCUUCUCCUUCACCCUGUUCUCGGCCCGCUCGGCGGUGGACACCGCCUUCACACGCCUGAGAGGUCGAUGGAGGUGUCUGCUGAAGAAGAGCGACGUCAACAUCUCCAUGGUGCCCCGAGUGGUCGCGGCGUGCUGCGUCCUGCACAACAUCUGUGAGCUACGGGGGGACGGCUUCCUGCCCGAGUGGAACGUCGACAUGGCGCCCUCGGAAAAUUACCUGCGGCAGCCCGACAUGGAGCCGUACAACGCCGACACGUACUGCACCGCCGAGGUCAUCAGAGACACGCUCACUUACAACCUGCUGACUAUUCUGCAGUACUGAACACACAGACUUAAGGGUCACUUACACGCCCGGUGAUGAAACGUCAACGUCCAGUCCAAAUGGUCAGGUGCUGUGUUCCAUUUACGUCAGAGUUCGGAACUCUCAGAAGCGAGAACCACGGGCGCAAACGCAUCAAGUCAAUAACAACGUCAAAUCCACAGUAGUUUCCACAGACGGAGACAGUGUAGCGACAUUUUCCACGGAUGGAAAUGCAAAGUGUAACUAAAUCCAUCGACCAGGGGACACACGGCAGAGGGGGUUUCAAGGGUUCCCCCAGGUCCUUGAAAUCAUUGAAGGUUUGUGAAUUUGCAAAACAUAAAUGUCUUUUAAAAAGCACCCUUAAUAUACAUGGGUCUUUGAAAUCCUUAAAA
Messenger RNA from Solea senegalensis (Senegalese sole), 2131 nucleotides. Its product is annotated as protein ALP1-like. The coding region runs from base 405 to 1760 and encodes 451 amino acids. The record is from RefSeq and is a predicted model, not a curated record. Lineage: Eukaryota; Metazoa; Chordata; Actinopteri; Pleuronectiformes; Soleidae. The transcript is spliced from 3 exons.